Wickerhamiella sorbophila is the source of this 2580-nucleotide messenger RNA. RefSeq names its product Pumilio domain-containing protein P35G2.14. NCBI's taxonomy places the organism in Eukaryota, Fungi, Ascomycota, Dipodascomycetes, Dipodascales, Trichomonascaceae. The transcript has a single exon. The coding region runs from base 1 to 2580 and encodes 859 amino acids. The record is from RefSeq and is a predicted model, not a curated record. Gene Ontology annotation, molecular function: RNA binding.
AUGCCCGCUAGUCCUGAUUCAAACCUUCCUACAUCUAACAGCAAUCCUGUUGUACAAUUUCCGUCCUUGACGCCCCCACGACAGACGCCACCGGUUACUGCCACCGGAAAGCCGCCCGCAAUAUCGCAAACCGCCGGUUGGGCCCAGCGGUCUCCUGUGUCAAAACCGUCCACCCAGGCUCCGCCUGUGCACUUGAUACCUUCUGCAGAUGCGUCAACCUCUAUCUGGCGCGAUAGGAGACCUUCCUCAUUGUCUUUUAACGCGCAGAAUGCGCGCAACAGCGUCCGGGCCCGCGCGGGCACCUUGCCCUCGAGGCUUCAGACCGGUCAGAUGCCGGAAGUUCACGAACAACUUGGAAGCUUAGCUCUCUUAUCUCCAAAUACUGACCAAGUUCCUGCUGAACUCCAAGGUUUGGGUCGGCUGGGUCGUGCAGAUCAUCCUGCUUCCCUUCGGCCCUUCCCCUCUUUGCUCUCAUCGCGAUCACGCGGAACGUCGCCUUUCCCAGUAGCUGCCCAGGUAACUGCCACUGUUAACACUGCUCCAACCCCGGCCGCGGUCGAAGUUCCUCUGUCGCCGCGGCCCCGAAAAAGGUCCGGCUCCCUUAAUUCUAUUGGUUCAAAUACCGCCUUCUCUCCGUUUGCCCCAAACAUUUGGAAUUCGGGUACUUCAGCGAUAUCUUCCUCCCCUGAUGGCCACAACCUGCAUCAACCACCUUAUAUUUCUACCACACCCUCGCGGUUGAGAAGUCGUACAUUUGGCGGGCCAACCGACGCUUCUCAGCCACCCAAUAUUGGCCUCUAUUCAGUCCCCCGUCCUCAUUCAUAUCAAACAAAUCCUGCCGGUGCCGUUGGAGGCCCGGUACCACGAAGUCGAGCCUCAACGAUGUCAACUUCCAGCCAUCGCCACCUCUCGCCAUCAUCGGGUUUGGCAUUGGGCAGAUACGUCUCGCAAAGCAUACAUGAUAUUCCAGAUGAUUAUGUUGUUACUGUUGACGAUCUAAGUCCGACUCCAACCCUUUGUCUUUGGAUCAACAACGUUGCCCCUUCAGCAACCCCAUUUUCAUUGCAUGCUUUCUUCAGUCAGUAUGGCCAUGUCGACGCUGCCCGUGUUUUGCCAAGCUGUAAUUCUGCAUUCGUCAAGUUCGCUGACUUGCAAACCGCCAUCGAGGCUCAGAAACAUACGAAUACUGUCGAAAUUUAUCCAGGUCAGGGCCCCAGUUUGGUAGGGUUUGUGAAGGAUGCUGAAGCUCCGCCCAUUUCUGUACCAAUUGCGGCUCAACCUAGUAUCCCAUCUAUAUCAAAGGGUUCCUUAGAACUAACGGAAGUUCUUACCUCGCUAGGUGCGAGCGGUGCAGAGCUUCAAAUGUCCAUCGAAACCAUCGAUCGGGCUCGGCAGUACAAUCAAUAUGAACCAGAAACCCAUCCUCUUCCUGAACAGGCCGAUCGUGUUUACGUGUCCGCCGUGCUUCGUGAGGUUCGUAAGCGCAUCGAUAGCGAAAACGUUCCAAAAGAUGAAAUCGAGGACCUGGCCAUGGCUAUGAUGUCUGAGCUUCCAGUUUUAGCCAGUGACUAUAUGGGUAACACCGUUGUUCAACAGCUUUUCGAUAAUUGCUCCUUGGAAUUCCGGGAUAUGAUGUUGCGUGGGUUGAAGCCAUACUUGGCCCAAACAGGCGUGCACAAAAACGGUACCUGGGCAGCUCAGAAAAUCAUCGAUGUUGCAUCUUCAGCCAGGGAGUAUCACAUGAUCACAGAGGCUAUCAAACCAUUUGUGGUUCCUCUAUUUUUGGACCAAUACGGAAACUAUGUGAUACAGUGCUGCUUAAAGUUCGGGUCACCUUGGAAUGACUUCAUCCAUGAGGCUAUUAUUGUAAAAAUGCCGGAAAUCGCGCAAGGACGGUUCGGUGCCCGAGCAAUUCGGGCUUGCUUGGAGUCACCCCAUACUUCAAAACAACAGCAACGUUUAGUUGCUGCAUGCAUUGUGGAGAAUGCCGCAAUGUUGUCAACGAAUGCCAAUGGAUCCCUUCUGGUCUCCUGGCUGCUCGACACUUAUAAUCCUCCCACCCGGUUCGCUCUUGUCGCUCGCCGCCUCUUGCCAGUAUUGUCUACUGUCGCAUCGUCUAAGUUAGGCUCUCAGGUGCUCUUGAAAAUCAUCAGCAACCGUGUUGACACUGCUUCUGCCCGACUCAUACUUGAUUCACUGCUUGACUUGAGCUCAGAUUCUUCCACACCCAUCUUGGAGUCCCUGCUCCAGGACUCGGUCAACGGGCCCAUGUUUUUGUUCAAACUGCUCAACACUGGGCUUGCAGAGUACUCUCUGGAGCGCCAGGUUGCAGUGAACAAAAUUCGCAUGCUACUGCUCAAGCCCGAUGCAGUUAUUCCGGCCCACAAACGACUGCUAGAGGAAGUCGGACUCUCGAUGCUAGCACCCAGUGAAGAGGCUCGUUCAAUCUCGCCACCGCAUAUUGCUACAUCCGACGGAGGCCGUGACCAUAAAUACGCCAUGGGACUGCAAAACUAUGCGUCCGGGCCAGCGGCCUCUGCUAUGCAAGCCAACAACUACCAAGAGUGGCUGAGGUACUAA